Messenger RNA from Astrephomene gubernaculifera, 1243 nucleotides. Lineage: Eukaryota; Viridiplantae; Chlorophyta; Chlorophyceae; Chlamydomonadales; Astrephomenaceae. The record is from the annotation of a GenBank genome assembly.
ACGUGCAAACUGACAGCAUGAUCGUAAAGAUGGUGGCGCCUUUUCCCGACGUUUCGCACGCUGACUGGCUUGCGUUCUUGCAGACGUCGGCCGUUGCGACGCUCCUGCCGCUGCUGCUGCUUUUAGCUGGCAAAUGGGGCGCUUUCGAUAGGAUUGUCUUGCGCAAGGCGCUUCACAUAGGCAUGGGCGCUGUCUUCAUGCUGCACUGGCCGCUGUACAGCAAUGCUCCGUACGUGCCGUACCUCUGUGCCUCCAUACCCCUGGCUGCAACCCUGGUGUUUGCGCUCGUGGGUCUGGGCUUGGUGCCCGGAGGACCGCUGGUCCGGGGCGCGACGCGCUCCGGGCGGCGCCAGGAGCUGCUGGCGGGCCCCCUGCUGUACGGCGCCGUGCAGGUGCUGCUGACGUCAGCCUUCUGGAGGAGCUCGCCCUCGGGGGUGGCGGCGCUGGCGAUACUGUGUUUUGGGGACGGUACGGCGGAGCUGGUGGGGCGGUACGGCAGGCGGCGGCUCUGGCACAAUCCCCGCAAGACCUGGGCCGGCAGCGCAGCCUGCCUUAUAGCGGGUGCAGCCGCCGCCGUCGCCUACACGCUCCUCUUUCGCCGUCUGGGCUCCUUCCAGCGCCCCCUGCCCACGUGGCAGCUGCUGUACGGCUGUACGGCAGCGGCGGCGGUGGCGGCGGCGGUGGAGUCGCUGCCGCUGGGGGCGGACAACCUGACGGUGCCGCUGGCGGCGGCAGCAACGGGGGUGGCGGUGUUUGGGUUCUAGUGUGGGUUGUUUGGAUUCUAAGUAGGAAGUGUGCAUGGGGGGUGGUUCCGUACGAGGACUGUGUCGUACGGGCUGGUGGGGGCAGUCAAUGGAUGUGCGUGUUGUUGCGACUUGCGAGAGAUGCGGGUGGGGCGGAGUGGUAUUGAGGUCGGUCUAUUGAGGUGUCUGGGGUAGCGUACUUGUGUGUGGGGGGGAGGGGGUCGGUGAUUUGGACACGCUUACGGUGUGCAGGCGCAGCUGCGCGGGGCCGUCACCUGGCUUGCACUACCUCUGCUAGCAGUACUUCUUACAGAGUGCACGUGGCCACAGGAUGGGAGACAGAGAAGCGACCUAUCUAUGGCAUCGGGACGGAACUCCACCUAUCUAUGGCAUCGGAGGGUACUUCACGAUGUUGGACGUGGCCCCAACUGACAGCGGCCCUACGGCAACCGAACGAGAGCUAAUACUUCUGCGGCCUGUGCGCGUGACAUGAAACGUCC